Molecule: messenger RNA, 3727 nt
Organism: Macaca mulatta (Rhesus monkey)
Lineage: Eukaryota; Metazoa; Chordata; Mammalia; Primates; Cercopithecidae
Source: RefSeq, a predicted model, not a curated record
AAAAGAAUAUAACAUGUGCUAAUGUCAUACACCCUGAGUGCUUUUUCAUAUCUUCAGUGUGUUUCAUCCACACAGCCACCUUAGGAGUGAAGGAAGUUAGGAUAUCCCUGUAAGUGAGAACAUAGAACCUUAGAUAAGUUAUGCGGCUUGACUUCAGGUUGUGCAGGAUUCAGAUGGCAGGAGAGGCACCGAGUCAAGUUCUAGGACUGGUAUAUGCAGACUGACCUCCAGGGAGAAGCCCAGAUCCGAUCUGCAGAGGUCUCCCUUCUGGCUAUCGUGGCUGCUGUUCAGGUGGUGGAGAAGAAGAUGGAACCCCAGGCUGCCUGGCUACAGAGCCUGGAGGGACGCACACGGACAGCCGAGGAGAAGCUGGCUGACUGCGAGAAGGUGGCUGUGAAGUUUGGGAACCAACUGUCGCUCAGGCUGGAGGGCAAGUGGGCCAUGUUGGGGACUCUGCUGCAGGAGUACGGGCUGCUGCAGAGGCAGCUGGAGAACGUGCUGUGCAACAGAAACUUCUGGAUCCUGUGGCUGCCCCCAGGCAGCAAGGGGGAGGCCCCCAAGACGCAGGCCAGCUGGAAACACCCCAGGAGUUCCGGCCUGGAUCAAGCAAGAGGCAGGGGCAAGUGGGAGGAGCCAGCAGGGCCCACAGGAGACCACUGUGGCACACCUGUGCUCAGAGACCUGUCUGAGCCGCAAAGAGGAGUCUGGAGGGAGGGUCUGAGGGACACAAGCCAGCCUGGGCUGCUGGAGGGGGGCCUGGCAAGGAGGGCUCUCGGGGAAGCACCUGUGGGGGUCUGCUUCCUGACCCCAGGGAGCGAGAGGUGGCCUUCCUCCCUCCAGGCCCUCCAAGCCAGGCUGAGCCAGCUGCUAGGGGCAUGGAGCAGUGCCCACCUUGCGCCCAGCGGGGCCAGAGCUUCGGCUGGAAGGAGCUCAGCCCACAGCAGGAGUGCGCGCAUCAUGCCCCACGGCCUUUCGCUAGUGCUCAGUGUCCCAAGAGCUUCGCGCACUGGGCCACCCCCGCCAGCCACCGCCAGGCGCAUGUGGCCCAGCGCACCUACACCGGCGCCAGAUGCAGUAAGACCUUUGUCCACCAGUCGACGCUCGCACCCACUACCGCACGCACAUCGGGGAGAAGCCCUACGAGUGCGCCGAGUGCGCCAAGGUCUUCGGCGGCCGGCGGCCUGUCCACGCUGCUGGAGCACCGGCACACACACAUCAGCGAGAAGCCCUUCCAGUGUGCGCAGUGCGACAAGCGCUUCACGCGCCUGGCCAACCUGACCGUGCACCAGAGGGUGCACUCGGGCGAGCGCGCCUUCCAGUGCGCCCAGUGCGGCAGGCGAUUUGCGCAGAAGCCCGGCUUCCUGCGCCAUCUGUGCGGCCACUCGCAGGAGAAGCGCUAUCCUUGUAGCCGGUGUGGCGAGAGCUUUACCUGUCCCUCCUGGCUCAUGUGUCACCAGGACAGCCAUGCUGGUCAUGUUUCUCCACCUUGCCUGGUUUGUGAGAGGGACUCCCCGAUCGACGAGCCGCCCACGGGCCUCAGGGAUGCAGUGCGGGGGAGCGCCACUGGUGAUCCUUCUGCCGCAUUCAGAUUUGAGGGCACCGGUACAGAGCUGAGCCUCAGGAGGUGCCCUGGGGACAGGCAGCGGAGCAGUGGUGAUCAGGAAGGUCUUGCGGGGAGUCCCUUGGACAGUUCUUUUUCUCGUGUGAAGAUGGAGAAUGUGGGUAGCACCCAGAGAGCUCCCUAAAGGGGCUCUGAGGGCACAGGGGCAGUUGGUGCCCCUUAAAUCCAAGCGGCCUCUGCUGGGGGUCACUUCUUGACCAGGUCGAAGUAUUCUGGCCAUGGUCAUGGCUUCCCAAGGGAGGGCUGUUCUCCCAGGCACUGCGAUUGCCCACGGGGCUUCUCAUCGCAGGGAGGCAUGCAGGGAGGCAGGGAUGUGGCCGCGAUAGAGGCCAGUCCCAAACACCUGAGCCUCACUGAGGGGAAGACCUGGGCUGGGAGAUGGGGUGGGCAGGAGUGGCCGGCUUUGCCUUGUUCUAUUAGGGGAGUGAUUUUCAGAGACAAAGGUUCCAGUUAGGAGAUGUGAUUACUCAGUGCUUUGAAGGGACAUCCAAGGUAUUCACCCUUAGCCAUAGCCGUUGAUUUCCUGGAUACUGACUGUGAAGAUUCUAAAGUGCUUCCUAGGGUGGGCAGUGGUGGCAGGAGGCCUUGGACGGAGUCCAGGCCAGGCCCAGCCUCCUGUUUAAUAGGCUGAGCCCAAGCAUCCCUCAGAUGUGAAUGCAAUAGCCUUGGUGAGUUGUAAAAUGUUUCAUGGAAACUUUCACUGACUUCUGCCCCCGCCGGGCACGGUGGCUCAAGCCUGUAAUCCCAGCACUUUGGGAGGCCGAGACAGGCGGAUCACGAAGUCAGGAGCUGGGAAAGGCAGCUUUGUGGGACAUGUGUCCCAGAAGGGCCUGGGCUGGCUGUGGCCCAGUGCUCAGGACCAGCCAUCUUGGCUCUUACAGGGCACUGUCCAGUUGGUGUAGUAUUUGCCUUCAAGCCGUUGUUGGAGCAGGCAGGCAAAGGGGGCUUUCUGAGGAUCCAACCUGUGCCAGUCACUGGGAUACAAAGAAGACUGAGGCCUGGUUCCUAGCUGUGGGGCUGGGAGGGGUAUCUGACGUCAAUGGUGGCACCUGGCAGAGGACACACACACACCAGCAGGCAGCAAGGGCUGCAGUAAAUGUUGCAGAAGCACCUAAAGGUUGAGCAGAAGGGAGGUAGGAAACCUGGACGUGGGCUGCCAGCAGCUGAGAAGCCCCCCUGAGAUCCUGGUGACCCCACUACCAUCUGAAGAUUUAGGCCAAUCACUAGGGCUUUUCAGGCAGGCCCUUAUGGUGGCCCGCCAGUUUGGGACCCUCCCAUUUUGAUACAUUAGUUCCCCCUCAGCUACUGGAGAUCUCAGCCACAACUGGGCUCUAGCUGUGACCCAGACUCUGCCAGGAUUCUCUAGAUCCUCAGCUGUCAGAUAAUCCCGUGUCCCCCUCCUCCUCCCCACUAAACCCCCAGUGCUUGACAUGAAUGCAUGUGUGCUUCCUAGGACUAGAGGCCGGUGCUGUCUCUGUCAUUGCCCUCGCUUUAAGGGACACACGAGCAGAUGGUAGCAAGCCCUGGAGAGCAGCACUCGGGCAAGUGAGGUGGCUCUGGCACUGGCCUUGGACUUUCAUGUUUGUAGCUUGAGUUGGUUUUUAUUGGAAGCUCUGUGAUUUACAUAAUCACUUACAACCUCUGUAAAUAAGGAACCAUGUAUGAGGAAUUGUAAAUUUCCUCUCUCCCCCUUCUUAUCCUGUCUGUGAUCUUGUUUGUGAUGCAGUAAUGAUAUUCCACUCUAGGUUCCCAUGAUCAGGGGUGAAAUACAGUGAUUUUCACCUGUGCUUCCAUUCUGAAGCUCUGAAAAGAAGUACUGGAUGGACUGAAGUCCAGGACAAUGUCCCAAAGAAAGGCAGAGUCCAGGUGGGCUUGGAGGACCAAGGCCUGGAUGGGCACUGGAGGGCAGAGGCCUCAGUAUCAUCGCCCGGAGGGCACAGGCCUAUGUCAACGCCUGGAGGGCACAGGCCUAUGUCAACGCCUGGAGGGCACAGGCCUCAGUGUCAACGCCUGGAGGGCACAGGCCUCAGUGUCCAGCACUGUGCCCUGCACAUGGAAAGCCCCUAUGUUUGUGGAAUGAAUGAAUAAAAAUGUUUUCAUAAGUGA